Messenger RNA from Arctia plantaginis, 921 nucleotides. The record is from the annotation of a GenBank genome assembly. Lineage: Eukaryota; Metazoa; Arthropoda; Insecta; Lepidoptera; Erebidae.
AUGUGUUUGUCAGCAGGUGGUGGCGGUGAGACAGCCGACACCAGCUCGACCACGGUGGCCUACGAUGUGAAUUCUACACUGACAACCGAAAGCGUCGGUCAGCCGUACUUCGAUAAUGCUACUAAACGGGACUACACGGCGGCUGUCGGACAGCCAGCCUACCUACACUGUCGAGUGAAGAACUUAGCCGAUAGGGCGGUUUCAUGGAUACGUAAACGAGACCUUCACAUUCUAACAGUUGGCGUGCACACAUACAGCAGUGACGCGCGCUUUGCAGCGUUACAUACCGAUGGCUCGGAUGAAUGGACGCUGCGCGUGGCGCCGGCGCAACCACGCGAUUCUGGCUCCUACGAGUGCCAAGUGUCUACUGAGCCGAAAAUUAGUUUGUCUUUUAGACUCACCGUUGUAGUAUCAAAAGCAGAAAUCCUUUCGGGUCCGGAAUUGUUCGUGAGAGCGGGCUCUGAUAUUAAUCUCACUUGCAUCGCCAGACACGCUCCAGAUCCACCCAGUUUCAUUUACUGGUACCGAGGAUCCAACGUCGUGAACUACGCCCAAAGGGGCGGUAUAAGCGUCGAGACGGAACAACGCACCCGUACCAGUCGAUUGCUCAUAGCUCGCGCCUCAACUCGAGAUUCUGGUAACUACACUUGCGCGCCUAGCAGCUCAGAUUCGGCUUCAGUGGUGGUCCAUGUUGUGAACGGGGAGCGUCCAGCCGCCAUGCAGAGCAACAGUCAGAAGAUAGCACCGCUACCGCUAUUGAUUCUUCUAUCGUUUAGAUCGUGUCACAAAAGAUCAACAAUUUUCCUCAACAAAAUAUUACAAUUUCUUAUAUUAUUACAGGAUACGUUAUUUUUAGAUUUCGUGACAAAAAUCAAGCCUCUAUGGAACAAUUACUAUAUUAGAAGAUUUGUCACGAGAUGA